AUGAAAUUGUGGAUAGUAUUGGCAGUGGUAUCACUAGCCGCCUACGUGAAGGCAGAUGGGCGAGGUCCCAGCCACAGUGUUACUUGGGGAGCCCGAGCCUUCCGGGACAUGCACGUGCGACGCGAGAUUAUCACGGAGAAGUCAAAGUUCUUGCGAGUGGUUACCAGGGACUUUGUGUUUUCCCAAAACCCAAAGCUGGCCAGAACCAUCACACAAAUUGUGAUUACUGAUCAGGUGAGGGAAGGCCUAGGUGGCUAUGCCUAUUUGACGGCAGGUGGGCCCCAGAGCGACUUCGUCAAGAUCCAUUUCAAGAGUCAACGAAACAAAGGAUUUAGCUUCAUUGUGGAUGUUUACGCCAUUUAAUCCUGGCAUAUUAAUUAUACUUUUCCGUGUAUUUAUCCGCACACUCUGAUUGC
This is a messenger RNA of Drosophila bipectinata, 416 nucleotides long. Its product is annotated as probable salivary secreted peptide. Lineage: Eukaryota; Metazoa; Arthropoda; Insecta; Diptera; Drosophilidae. The record is from RefSeq and is a predicted model, not a curated record.